Molecule: messenger RNA, 1440 nt
Organism: Heterocephalus glaber (naked mole-rat)
Lineage: Eukaryota; Metazoa; Chordata; Mammalia; Rodentia; Bathyergidae
Gene: Cimip5
Product: ciliary microtubule inner protein 5
Source: RefSeq, a predicted model, not a curated record
UUGCGUUGCCAGGGCGACAGUCAACACCACAGGCCCCACUGCAGCUGGGUGGCCCGGCGGAGCUCGGGGCCAGGGAAUCCCACAGACCCGCAGCAUGGGGAGCCGCCCCAUUCCUGGGCUCCCGCGAACCACACCCACCGCGUCCCGACUGCGCCCCGCUAGGCCGCCUGCCUCAAUUUCCCCGACGGUGCAGGGUGUUGUCGGGGGGCGCCAGGCGCCGGGGUCCCCCCGGGCGGCCUUGGGCGCGCAAGGAGACGAACUAUGGAAAGAGCUCGUGGAGGCGGAGGGGCGCGGGCGGCGGCGAUGGACUGAGAACUGGGGCUUCCUGAAAGACUACGACCCCAUGGGCAACAGGAAGCAGCCCAAGCAGCUGCCGGAGCAGGUGCCUUCCCUCUCGGACACCGUGCCCCACUCCAGCAGCCGGGUGGUGGGCAGCAGGCUGGACACGCCGCUGGGCAGAGACCUGGUCCACAUGGACUUCACAUUCGUGGAAGGGACACGCAGGAAGAGGCCGGGGACCGGGCUGCACCCAGCGUAGGAUGGGGUGCCACCUCGGCAGCGAGCCUUCAGCGCCACGGUCCCGCACGCACCACCUCAGCUCACCCUCUCGGGCUGCGUUUCUGUGCCCCGUGGGCGAGGAGACCAGAGAAGUCAAGUCAUCUCGGAAGUCACACAGUUGGCUGCGGUGGAGCUGGGGUUCGAACUCGAGUUCGGCUCCAGGAACCCCAGGACUGAGCAGAGGCCGAACCUGAGGCAGCUGAGCGCCAGUGACUGUCAGCCGAGCUGCAGAUGGCUGUAGGCAUUUUUGCUUAAAAACCCUCUCUCUCUCUCCGGCCCUUUAUGGAGACGGGUUCUCUAAGUCACUAAGUUGGCCAGCCUGUGCUGGAGCUUGGGAUCCUCCUGCCUCAGCCUCCCAGAGUGCGGGGAUGACGGGCUUGCGCCACCACGCGGGGCCGGGGGUGGGUGGGUUCUGCCCCAAGGUUCCUCGGUCCCCAGCGAUGCCAGUGACCUCGCCACGCCAUUCCGGCUCGCGGGGCCCUGUCUGCGGCUGGGCAGACCGGGCUGCAGCUGCGCGCUGGGAGGGGACCCGGCCUGCGCGUUCUGGCCACGCGGGGGUGGCUUGGGUGGCCGGAGACUCCCCGCGACCUCCUCCAACAGGAGGUCUCUGCCCUCACCUUCCCCACCCAGCCGGAGCCGGGGAUGGAGGCCCAGGACCGGCGGACUCGGGCCGAGGGGGCGGGGCCAAACCGGGUGCGGGGACGCCGCUAGCAGUACCGCUCCACACCGGGGAUGCUCAAACGUGUCCCGGUAAAGUUACAAACAAUAAAUAAAAAGGCUGAGGAUGCGCCUCAGUGCAAAGGCUCAAUCCGUAGUCUCCUCCCCCCCCAAAAUCCCAACAGGACAGUUGGUCCCUCGGCGAAGGGUGCGAGUCGCCCUCUG